GAUGCCGAAUAAGAAGAUGUCUUAUGUUUCUAACCCGACACCAGUAAGCCUGCAGAUUCUGAGAGUCAACGACCAAUCUUUCCAACUGAAGAAAAUUGUCCUUAAUUUCCACGAGAAGCUUCUAUGGAUACCAGCCAAAUGAAAUGAGUAAUUAUUAUUAUCUCCACAUCAAAUUAAUUCUCCAGAGGCCUGUAGAAAUAUUUACAGCCCCUUAUCUGAAAAAGAACGUUCUGCAAGCCGUCAAGCAACUGUUUGGGGAAAUUGCAGCUGCCGUUUGCAUCGACGUGUUGAAAUUGAAUCCAGAAACACUAGAAGCAGUCCUUCGAGUUCCCAAGUCCCACUACGUGAAGGUAAAAGGAAGUCUUGUCCUCAGCGGACUGUACGAGGGCCAGCAGUGCACCUAUCGCCUGGAAAAGUGCUCACCUUUAUUGCUAGCGCUUCAGGGAGACAGCCGAGAGUAUAAGCAUUAGUCCAAGGGAGCUGCAGCGAAAAUGUCUCACUGCCGAAAGAUGGGCUUAAAUGGCAAGGAUCUAGUCAUUUUUGCUACUAAGGAAGACCAUUCCGUGCCCAGCACAAUAGCCCUUCCUCCGCCAGAUCCCCAGCCCGGCCUUAUACUAGCGAAUGGGGACAUAAACUGGAACUGUCCUUGCCUGGGGGGCAUGGCAACAGGCCCUUGCGGGGUGGAAUUUCGGAAUGCUUUCAGCUGCUUUCACCAAUCGAAGUCUGAACCAAAAGGAAGCGACUGUUUGGAUAAGUUCAAAACCAUGCAAAUGUGCAUGCAGAAGUUUCCCACGCUGUAUAAUAGAGAAUUGACUGAUGAUGACGAACUGAGCAGUAUGGCCGAGGCCGAAACUCAAGCUGAAGCUGCUGAACCAUCAGGCACAGAUAAAUAGCCAACAGCAGCAGGAUGAGGUUUCUUUGAAAGGGUGUUGCACAUUUUGGUUCGCGUUUAGUUGCUCGUAGUGUUUUACAGAUAGAUUUAAGAGCUAUAUUAAAUAUGGUUUAUUGA
Dendroctonus ponderosae (mountain pine beetle) is the source of this 1009-nucleotide messenger RNA. RefSeq names its product mitochondrial intermembrane space import and assembly protein 40-A. The transcript is spliced from 3 exons. Gene Ontology annotation, biological process: protein import into mitochondrial intermembrane space. The record is from RefSeq and is a predicted model, not a curated record. Gene Ontology annotation, cellular component: mitochondrial intermembrane space. Bases 492 to 893 code for a protein of 133 amino acids. Gene Ontology annotation, molecular function: protein-disulfide reductase activity. Lineage: Eukaryota; Metazoa; Arthropoda; Insecta; Coleoptera; Curculionidae.